CACACCAGCAAGAGGUGAUUUGCAUGACUGAAGAAAUACUACAAAAACAAAGAGGGAGGAGGCCUUAUUUGAUGUUAGUCUCUUCUGUAGGUGGUUCAAGAUGACGGUGUGUGGUAUGUUUAUGUUUGUGGUCAUGCUGGGAGUGUAUGCGGAAUACACACACACUGAUGUCUGUUCUACACUCACGGUUUCCCAUGACUCCCUGCUGGUGGAGUACGGAGAACCUGUUAAAGUGAACUGCUCCAUAUCAUCCAAACCUUCAUCACAUUUCUUUCUGGGCUGGGAGUCUCAGUUUAAUGCUUCCCAAACAGACAGUGAGACCAGUUUGGUGUGGAGGGCGCCCAGUCUGACAGAGUGGGAGGUGAACAGAAGAGAGAUGUUCUGUUACCUGUCAGUGCCGAAUACAGAACAAUGUAAACGGAAGGUCCGUCUGAACCUUUACAAGCGUCCAGACAGUGUGAAGAUCAGCUCUGAGUCCAUUGUGUGGUCAGAAGGUCAGAUGAUGAAGCUGAAGUGUGAGAUUGAGAAUGUGGGUCCAUUACAGAACCUUAAUGUGCAGUGGACCAGAGUGGACCAGAACAACAACACAACAGUGACUGAAAUGCCGUAUGGAAGUUUCAGAGCUUUUGGAGAGGAGUGUGGCAAUGUGACAUCCACACUGACUGUCUCGGCCAGCCAUGAUGAAGAUGAAGUCCAGUAUCAGUGUGCAGGUCUACUGAAGCUGGAGCAGCUCCAACAACUACAAGUGGGAUCAUCAGAACCUCUGAAGCUCACAGUGCACUACAAACCCACCAUCACACAACUUUCCAGUGGUACUAUAUCGCUAACUCAGGGUGAUGAGCUGGUUCUGAACUGUUCAGCUCAUGGUAACCCCAGUCCUCAGUAUUUCUGGAACUUACCUGGAAACAAGAACCUCACAACCUCCUUCAUCUUCAUCAACAGUGUCAAGUCAGAUGAUCAGGGUCAGUACAUCUGCACUGCCUACAACGAUGAAGGCUCUGAUUCAGUGACUGUGGUGGUUAACGUUGCAGUGGACUACAAGCUGAUCAUCAUCGCUGUCUGUGCUGCGGUUGCCAUGGUCUUGCUGGCCAAAUUAUUCUGCAUUUGCUGCCGACAAGCCCACACGGGCAACUACAUUCUGAAGAACCUGACAUCUCAUAGACACGAUGCCAUUAUAGCCUUAAGUCACAUGGACCAGCUGUAGCUAAUGCUAUACAUUCAUGCUGUGUUUAUGAGCUUCCUCUGAAACUGUAGAGCUUCCUACUGUUGAAACUUUGUCUUCCUGUUGAAACUUUGUCUUUUCCGAAAUUCUCUAAAGCUGCUUUGUGAGAACAUCCAUUGUAAAAAGCGCUAUACAAAUAAAUUUGAUUUGAUUUGAUUUGAUUUGAUCCUACUAUGAAAAAUGAGCACUGUAAAAAAGGGCACUUCAGCUGCUGUGGGUGUACAAAAGGCUCUCAAAAACCUUUUUUGUCAUAUUUAAGGAGGUGUUUGCUUACAUGCAACAUUUAUUUUAACCAAAUUUUUGGCUUAAACCUGCAGUUUUUGGACAAAUUGCAAGUUUAAGAAAGUCCCAUUCUGCAUUGAGCAAAACAGUCACACAUUUUAAUUUGUCUGAAAUGUUAAAAUGUGACAGAACUUCUGUCUGGGGUGCCGCUGUGCGCAGGGAUGGGGCAGCAGCUUUAAGUAGCUGAUAGCUAUAGCCGCAUAGCGCCUGCAAUUUUCUUUGUAGCUAUUACGAUAAUUUUCAGUACAGUUUCGCUACAGGCGCAAAAUCUGAACCACAGAACGUGCCCGUUCACUGGGCUGGUGGCGACUGCAGUAAUGACUGAGCCGUGGGCAGUUUGAGCAAGCGGGCACCCCUAACUAGCAGGCUUAGCUCAGGGGAUGUAACUGAGAUGUUAAGAAGAGCCGUUUUGUCCUUUCAACAAAAGUCAAACCACCUUGGGAGGCACAACGUUUUAGGUCCGUUUUAUCAUCAUGGCUGUAAGUGUGUCUCAGUAUGUGCUGAUGUUCUAGUACAGGCUAACAAAAUAAACAAAAACGCAGACUUUGCUCUGCUUUUACCUUCAGCUCAGCUACAGCCUCUUUUCUUGCACCUCAGUCAGGAAACUUCUCCACAAAAGUAGAGUUCCUUGUAAAAUGUCUCUCAAUGUUCAACUUUUUAAGAGCUUCUCAU
Molecule: messenger RNA, 2176 nt
Organism: Pygocentrus nattereri (red-bellied piranha)
Lineage: Eukaryota; Metazoa; Chordata; Actinopteri; Characiformes; Serrasalmidae
Product: immunoglobulin superfamily member 10-like
Exons: 5
Coding region: 101-1204 (367 amino acids)
Biological process (GO): cell adhesion
Molecular function (GO): integrin binding
Source: RefSeq, a predicted model, not a curated record